This is a messenger RNA of Achroia grisella, 1273 nucleotides long. RefSeq names its product delta-aminolevulinic acid dehydratase. Lineage: Eukaryota; Metazoa; Arthropoda; Insecta; Lepidoptera; Pyralidae. Gene Ontology annotation, biological process: heme biosynthetic process. Gene Ontology annotation, cellular component: cytosol. The transcript has 8 exons. Bases 148 to 1152 code for a protein of 334 amino acids. Gene Ontology annotation, molecular function: zinc ion binding; porphobilinogen synthase activity. The record is from RefSeq and is a predicted model, not a curated record.
UUAAGUUUUUUUGUUAGUUUUCCUUUGGCCGAUCAUUUAUUUUAAUAAAUAUAUUAUUUCUUUCAAUAAAUAAUAUAAUAAUUUAGUAUUACUUUCCACACAUCCCUACAUUGUAGCUAUAUACGGUGUGAUUUAUAAAAAACAAUCAUGAGUCUCUUUUUGAAGCCGGAACACAUACUUCAAGGGGGUUACUUCAACGCAACAUUGCGGAAACUUCAAGAGCCUAAUACUAGUAUUGAACCUCACAAUAUCAUGUAUCCUGUGUUUUUGUUAGAACAAGAAGAUGCCAUACAAGCUGUGACAAGUAUGCCAAAUGUGUACAGGUAUGGCAUCAACAGAUUGAUUCCAGCACUUGAGGAAUUGGUUGGAAAGGGCCUCAAAUCUAUUCUUAUUUUUGGGAUUGUUACGGCUUUGCCUAAGGGACCAGAAGGAAGAAGUGCAGAUUGUCCUGAGAACCCAGUAGUUAAAGCUCUGCCAAAGAUACGUGCGAAAUUCCCCAAUUUACUGAUUGCGUGUGAUGUGUGUCUCUGCCCUUACACGUCGCAUGGACAUUGUGGCUUGUUAACAGCCAGCGGUGCUAUUGAUCAUGCCGCUUCCGUGAAGAGGAUAGCAGAAGUUGCUCUUGCUUAUGCUAAAGCAGGAGCGCAUAUAGUAGCGCCGUCGGACAUGAUGGAUAACAGGAUCAAGGCCAUAAAGGAUGCUCUAGUAGCCAAUAGUCUGCAGAAUCAGGUGUCAGUGUUGUCCUACUCAUGUAAAUUCGCGUCGUCAAUGUACGGUCCGUUCCGUGACACCAUGAAGAGUUCCCCGAUGGAAGGGGACCGCAAGUGCUACCAGUUGCCUCCCGGCAGUGCUAAUCUCGCCGCAAGGGCUGCGGCUCGUGAUGUUGCGGAGGGUGCUGAUUUCUUGAUGGUGAAGCCUGGUCUUCCCUACUUGGACAUCGUCAGGCAGACAAAGAACCAGUUUCCCCACCAUCCCUUGUUUAUAUACCAGGUCUCUGGCGAGUACGCGAUGCUAUCCCGCACUGUCGAGAAUGAAGAGGUCAAGAAUACCCUGAUGGAGGUACUGACGUGUAUGAGGAGAGCUGGCGCAGAUUGCAUCAUUACUUAUUUCGCUCCACUAAUUCUCAGCAUAAUAUCACAACAAAAAUCAUAGAUAAUAAAGAACAGUUAAUAAAUUUACACGUAUACAUACAUUCGUUUUGAUAGUGAAGUACUAUUUCUUUUGCUCAUUUUUAGCGAUAAUAUUAUAAGUACAUAAACUGUUGUUUACAUUA